CAACCAAUCACUCAAUCUCUCGUAGUGUGCGAGGAUGAGGCCAACAGUGACCAAUGCCUCAACUGACUGGAUCUCUACGGAGCCUUGGCCCGAGGGUAGCUCAGUGGAAGUCACCUGCAAUACGGGUCUCUACCAGUACCCGAGCCUGGAGACCCCAGCAGACCCUCCACUGCAACUAUGAAGGCUGGACAAACGCCACCAUCUGCGAGCAAGUGUGUUUCGUGGCCCCGGACCUGACGCAGUAUAAGGCGCUGUGGAAUGAUUCCAUAGCACCGGGAAGGCUGGACGACGAGAUUUCCAUCAACUGCAGGUCGAGUCACUACCAUAACGAGUCCCUCAACGACACCACCAUCACCGCCGUGUGCACGCCUGAUGGCUGGCUGGCCACCCAACCCCUGCAUCCUGUGUGAGGAACCCUUUCUUGUGCGCCAACAGAUCCUUCCACCACAAUUUCCAAACUUAUUUUUUCCCAUUAAUGGAAGGACAAGAAAUGCCUGCUAACUUUUGUGGAUCUGACUUUCUUGUUCUUUUUUCUUGUGUGUGUGUGUGUGUAUAUGCAAACCUUCACUACAUGCUUCAAGCUUCUUCAUUUCUAAUAAAUAGAAAUGGGAAAAGAUUCGCUAAGGAAAUUUGAAACGAUGAACCUUUUCUCUUUAUCUCCCUUUUUCUAUUUGUCAUAUUCUACAACUUCUUCUAUCAGAUAAUUGGAAAUAGGCAAAGAGCAGCAAAGGAUAUUUGACAAGAUCACCAAAUAUUAUUAAAAAAAAAACGAUAGAUAUUUAUUCGAUGUCUCCUUCCUUCCAUUUGUUAUAUACUCCACAGAUUUUUUAAAUCAAUUGAAACAGGAAAAGAUCAAAGGAAACGUGACCAGAUUCAAACGUCAUUGCAAAUUAUGGAUAUUUUCUCGAUUUUUACCAGUUUGCAUUUAUAUACUUCACAGCUUCAAAUUCAAACAGCCAAAGAUCAAAAAAUGUGUUACAAGAUUCAAGCUUCAUUCCAAAAAGAUGGAUCCUGUCACUGUCUCGCCUCUUUUCAAUUCCUCAGCAUGUAGGGAUCCUCCAGACUUCGGCACUGUGAUUAUGGAGUGGCCGGAGAGGGAGCCGGGGAGGCCUGGGGAUGAGGUGAUAUUGGAAUGCCCUGCCAAACAUCGCAACAGUGAGAACGUCUCCCUCACCACCAUUACAGUGGGCUGCAUCUCCGGGGGUGGAAGACUAUCACCACCUGCAAGAAGUGCUGCGAGGAGGACCCGGACGCUGCCAGUCUGAACAUAGCAUGGCCAUCUGGACUGGUGGACGUUAUGAUGAGCAAGGUGACCGUGGACUGCCUUGAGGACCAUUACAACGAAGAGAAUCUGAUCAACACCACCACACUGGCACAUUGUACGGGGGACGGCUGGCUCAUUCCACACCCCUGUGUCAGAGUGUGUGCAGAGAUCCCAGAGUUUGGGAACGCGCCUAUUGACUGGGGGAACAGAGGUCGGGGGAGGGUGACCCAGGAAGUGAUCCUCGACUGCCCAGAAGGUUAUCGGAACAAUGACAGCCUGGACUCCUCCAUCACCACCGUCACCUGCACCUUAGAUGGAUGGGUCAACCUGGAUGAGUGUGUUCAGGCGUGCGUGGAGGACCCGGACGCAGCCACCAUGAACAUAAACUGGGAACCUCUGCUAGCAAUACUGGAUACAGAAGUAGAGGUGGACUGCCUCGAUGACCACUACAGUAAUAAAACCCUCACCACCACCACCACCACCGUGCAGUGCCUGGAGGAGGGCUGGUGGGUCAUUCAUCCCUGUGUUAGAGUGUGCACGGAGAAGCCAGACUUUGGCAAUGUUUUUGUCAAGUGGGAGGAGCGAGGACCAGGAAGAGUGGGGGACAACAUGACGCUUGACUGCCCUGCUGGCUACCGAAGCACUGACCACCUGCACCUCAACAACACCUUCGUCACCUGCACCGACCAGGGCUGGGAGAACAUUGACCCCUGUGUAAAAGUGUGUCUGCAAGAAGACCUGGGGGGCGUAGCAAUAGAGGAAGAGGAGCCAGGCGUGUGGAGAGUGGAUGAGGUGGUGACACGCGCCUGCCCUGAGGACCUCCUUACCUUUGACAAGGCUCUCAACAUCAGUGACUUCAUAUGCACCGCCGACGGCUGGGCCAACCCUGACCCCUGCGUCAACGUGUGCCGCGAGAGGCUGUACCCGGUCAAUGGACACGCCAACUGGGACCAAAGGAUCUGGACGGCAGGGCACGAGCUGCUGGUGGUGUGCCUGUCGCAGCACCACGUGUCGCCCGAUGUCUACUCCUAUAAUGUCCCCUGCACUGACUCUGGCUGGCACAGCGUGAACUCCUCCUGCUCCUACUGUGAGUAUUCCUGUGUCCUCCAUGCUCACUAAUGCUUUUCUCCUCUCCUCUCCUCUCCUUUCCUCUCUCCCCUCCCCUCCCCUCCCGUCCUCUCCUCUCCUCUCCACUCCUC
Molecule: messenger RNA, 2463 nt
Organism: Scylla paramamosain (green mud crab)
Lineage: Eukaryota; Metazoa; Arthropoda; Malacostraca; Decapoda; Portunidae
Product: complement factor H-related protein 4-like
Exons: 8
Coding region: 1298-2383 (361 amino acids)
Source: RefSeq, a predicted model, not a curated record